Messenger RNA from Pisolithus orientalis, 947 nucleotides. RefSeq lists its product as uncharacterized. Bases 43 to 672 code for a protein of 209 amino acids. The transcript has a single exon. The record is from RefSeq and is a predicted model, not a curated record. Lineage: Eukaryota; Fungi; Basidiomycota; Agaricomycetes; Boletales; Pisolithaceae.
CUUGCACCGUGCCUGUACGUGUACACCUUUUACACCAUCACGAUGGUAUUACCGUCGGGCAACCCAAACCCCUCCGCUGACCGGGAUAGUCCAGACGACGAACCUCCUCCGUAUUCGAGUCUCCCUGGCACAUCCCCUCCAAAGUGGGAGCCCCGGUUUGACGACCUCACAGCGGAAUCACACCAGCGCCUUUCCAUAGAAAGUCGCCAGCCCCUAGACCCUCCCCCCGAAUGUUUCUCCACACCAUCACCUCGUCGUAUCAGAUCACACAAUUUCCUUUCCUUUACGAUCUCCAGUGUGUCACAUAAAUUAGUCGACGGCUUUUGUGUGCUUCACCCCCGCGGAUUACUGGAGGAACAUGGAAUCACAAAGGAGGACUGGGUGCGGUUUUUGGAAGACUUGACCAUCGCAGCCCGCCUAUCUGCACAGGGACUAAGUGCGGUAGGUUCCCGCAUCCCCGCGAAGCCAUUUCAUCUCCGUGGUCCGUUCAUUAUAAACUUCCGAGUUGCGUACGACGCUGCGUUCGCGAGGACUCCGUUGCAAGAGGUCGGAGCUCUGAUCGCCGUAUGGAACGAGAGUGCCUUCGAAAGACGGAAGCUCAGAGUGACUCUCCAUGUCAGGGAAGAUGAGGGCAAGAAAUCUGGCUACUACCUUCUUGUUGAAUCGCUGUAAUUUCGAUCGUUGCCUUUAUGCUACUUUGUAUUAUGGUGUAACUAUCCGUUGUGUCUAGUAUGUGGUCGAUCCAUUACGCUGCUGUAUCCUAACCUCUAAAGUCAAGUGUUUAGUAUGUUGUGCUAUUGAAGUCCCCACUUAGAUACUACGAUAACGCCAGCCCACUCGGACCGUUCGAGACCCCAUCCUGCACCUGAAUGUUUGACCAACAGGUAUAGCUGUCACCACACCGUUAUGAAGUGCAGUGCAGGGGCACUAAAGGAUAGCUUGAUACU